This is a messenger RNA of Zootermopsis nevadensis, 488 nucleotides long. The record is from RefSeq and is a predicted model, not a curated record. NCBI's taxonomy places the organism in Eukaryota, Metazoa, Arthropoda, Insecta, Blattodea, Termopsidae.
GAAAACAUCGUAAGACCAGACAUGAUCCAGCUCCUCAUGCAAGCGAAGAAAGGAGUUCUUAAAGAUGAGGCAUCCUCGGAAAAUAGCAAGGACACCGACAGAGCCUACGAACUGGACAACGACGACAUUGCAGCUCAAGCCCUGCUGUUCUUUCUGUCUGGCUUUGACACGACCUCCACACUUCUGUGCUUCGCCUCCCACCAGAUGGCGGUCCACCCGGAAAUACAGACCAAGCUUCAAGAGGAGAUUGACGAAACUCUGCACGAACAUGGCGGCAAGCUCACGUAUGAGGCUCUACAAGGAAUGAAAUAUCUCGACAUGGUUGUGUCAGGUGAGAAAAACAUAGCGGGCCUAUUUGUUUGCAUUCGGCAUUAUGGUUGACAGCUCCAAAAAUAUAUCCAAAGACUAAAUAACCUUGAUAUAAUUUAAAUUUAUACCACGAUAAAGAAAUUCUGGCCUAUUCUAAAUUAAAAAUACAUUUGCUCUUA